GAGAAGACAGCGCUGGCUGUGUAAAAAUAAUCCCGCCAAUCGGCGACUCCCGAGGAAAGUCCGGGGAUCGGGGGGGCCCGUCUAGGCCUCGAUGGGCGUCGUCGCCUGGGAAGCAGCUGCGUCCGAGCGCACUGCCAUCUUACCAGAAGGAGGACUUAUUUUGGAAAUAAUCUAGAGCAGAGUUCGGAAACGGAGAAUUCUCUAAUAUUUCCAGGCACAACAACCCUCACGGGGAUCACCUGUUCCAAAGUCCAUCAGAUCACUCCCAACAGCACGAUGGCAGUGCACAGGACGAAGGCCGAUGCCUUAGUCAAAUGGAUUAACAGCCUUAAAUUGUCAGAAGAAAUAGGAGGUCUGGCAGCUCUCCAGGACUGUGCUGUGUUCGUCAGUAUAGUGUGCAAGAUAAGUGGAAAAGAAAAUGCUUCCCAGGUACUCGAGACAAAGUCCAUGGAAGAGCGAUUCCAGUUCAUCUGUGACUUCUUAGAAUGUGCAGAGGCUCAGGAGAAUCAGCCAGAUCGGUGCAGGUACAGUCCUGUUGCCGGAAACCUGGUCUCCCUGCAGAAGAUCUUGCGCGGUGAGGAAGUUGAACUUGAGAUGGCAAAGAUGGCUGUGCUUCUCCUCCACCUUCAUACCAUGGCCAGACAUAACCCACGUGAGUUUGAUGAUCUUGAUACAGAAACCCAGGGAGAGCUAGUGGGCAUGCUCCGUUACAUGAUGGACAACGAAGAUGCCAUUCAUCUGGACAAUAACUUAGCCACGUUCUUGCAGAGUCGAGCUUCCUCGCCAUUGGCCCAUCUGCACAGCCCGGGCUCAGAUGAAGUAAUCUCACCAAUGUUCUGUGGGAAAGCUGGAGGGCAAAAAACCCAGUUUCUGUCAUCCAAAGUUUACAGUUGUGGACCUUCGUCCCCAACGUCACCAAUGCGGGACUUCAUGCAAACCCCGCAGGUGCAGGCGCGCCGUAUGAAGAAGCAGCUGGCGGAUGCGCGGAUGCUCCGCAAUGAUCUGGAGAUUGAGCUGACCGAGGCUCGCAAGCUGAUCACCGAGAAAGAAACGGAAGUCUCCAUCUUGCAGCAGAAGAUUGAUCGUCUGGUGAAAUUAACGGAGAGGCAGGCCACUGAGGAGCAGCCUGAUGAACUUGGCAAUCUGAGGGAAAAGUAUGAAAGUUUAUUGAACAGGCUGCGUGAUACCCAGAAGCAGAGUCAGGAUAUGAAGACCGAGAAAAGUCAGAUGGAGCGAAAGAUUGAUAAACUCGAGGAGGAAAAUGGAAACCUCUCAUACAAGGUUCGUGACUUGGGAAAUCGGCUGACACAAUCGCAGAAGGCCCUGAAUGAGCUGGCAGAUGAGCACGAGUCAGCCAUGCCAAUUUGGGAGGGAAAACAGAAGCAACUGGAGAGUGAUCUGUUCGUGGCCCUGUCGGAUAAAAAACUGAUGGAAGAAAGGAUACAGAUAUUGGAAGGAAAAAUAUCGUUGAUGGAAGAUAAGCUGGCAGCAGCUGGGGAGAGUUCAAGUGAAGUGAAAGGAGAGGUGAUUGGUGAUGUCCUUCAGUUGGAAGCUUUGAAGUUGGAGGUCUCACAGCUGACAGCGAAAGCAGCCGAACUGGAACAGGAGACCACGCUUCACAAGGAGGAGAAGAGCCACCUCGCCGAGACGGUCAGUAGCCUCAAGCAGUCCAUGGCGGAGUUGAUGGAGCAGAAGAAAGUGCUUGAGCAGGAGGCACGGGUUCAGGAGGAGCAGCUCUUGGGGCAGCUGGACACCCUGAAUGUGGAGGUUAUCAAAACAAACAACUCCCUGAUGCAGAAGGAGCUAGAGUUGGAGGAGGAGAAGAGGCUGCGGCACCAGCUGGCAGAGGACUCCCAGAACAAGGAGCAGGCAGUCCUCGAUCUCCGCUCCAAGCUGGAGAGCCUCGGUGAGACCCUUCAAGUUAAAGAAGAAACACUACAGGCCUUUGAGCAGCGGCUGGAGGCUGAGCGGGAGAGCACACUGCAGCAAAUGACGGCCCUUAAGCAAGAGUCUGAGAGGAUUUGCAGCGAGAAGGUUUCUGUUGUCACACAGUAUGAAGCUUUGAAGGUGGAGAAGGAGAGUGAAAUGGAGAGGCUCAAUAGACAGAUACAGUUGCUGGAAAGUAACCACGUGGGCAUCGAAAGCCUGGAGCGGGAGAGGAACGAGUUAAUGGAGAAGGUGCAGAUGUUGGACACGCAGGUCGCGGAGAUGACAUCUGAAAACCAGAAUCUCCAGACUGCCUGCAGUGCUCACAAGCAGAGCCAUUCCGAGGAGGUUGCAGCCCUGAAAGCGGAGUUGCAGGAGACCAGAGAGGAAUUGGAGGGUCACAAGAUCAAGCUGGUGGGCCUUGCUGAUGCAGCUCAAAAUAACGAGGCCCUCCGGGAGCAGCUUGCCUCCCUGCAGAGUGCAGUUGAAGGGCUGGAGGGAGAGAAGAGGCAGUGGGAAGAGGCGCGUGUCUCUGAAGCCGAGCAGCGUUGCCAGCUGACUCAGGAGCUGAAGGGGCUGAGAGAAGAACGAGAUGGAGCCAAGGCCCAGUUAUCUGAGCAACUGAAGCUUCAAGAGUUGGCUCAGGCCACGGCCAAGCAGUCGAUGGACGAGCAGCUCGAGAGGUCAGCAGAGCUGCAGAGUGAACUUUCCAAUGCUCUGAAGAUGGUUGAGGAGAGAGAAAAAGAGGAAGAGAAGUUCCGUAAAGAGGCCGCCUCCUGGAAGGAGAAGUUUGAGGCGGCCCGGCAGCAGGAGGCCGAGUUGGACAGGGCAGUUGCGGACCUGAAGGAGGCGAGGGAAAAGGCUGAGGCUGAGCUCUCAGAAGAGAGGGAAAAGAUUGGCCAGCUCGAGGGCCGCCUGGCUAAGCUAGAAGCCGGCCAAGAGGGGAAGGUCUCAGUGCCCGAGAGCGAAUUCUCGCAGCUGAGAGCUGCCGCGGCACUGGAGGCUGAGGCGAGGGCUGAAGCGGCCAGCUGGCGGCAGAAGCUGGAAGCUGCCAAGAAUGAGGCAUCCGAGCGCCUGUCACAGGCGGAGGAGAAGACCAGGAAGAGCAGUGCCGAGCUGGAGCAGGCGUGCCGAGAGCUGACAGAGGCGCGAGCUGGGCUGGAGGAGUACAAGGGGCGACUCUCUGAGCUGGAAGCUAAGCUGGAUGGAGCACAGAGGGCGGCGAGCGAAGAAGAGGCAUUCCGGGGUCAGCUGGGGGUGCUGCGCGCUGAGCUGCAGGACCUGAGGAAGGCAGAGAGGGAACGGCAGGAGGAGAGCGCUGCAACUGUAUCUCAGCUGGAGGCCGAGAGGGCGAGGAGGGCCGAGCUCCAGCAGACUGUCGACAGGCAGCAAGAGCAGCUGGAGGCCGCGAAGGCGAAGGCGGCCACCCAGGAGAGCGAGCUGGCCCGGUACGCCCAGGCCUUCAGUGAGAGGGAAGGAGAGUUGGCAGAGCUCAGCUCCAAGAUAGCAGCCAGUGAGGAGGCAGGGCGCCGGGCUGGACGGAGGGCCGAGGCAGCUGAGCAAGAGCUGCGCUCCUCCCUCAGCCUGCGCCAAGAGAGGGAAGCUGAUUUAGAGGCUUUGCGGUCGCGCAUGGCCCAACUGGAGGGUGAGUGCAAUGGGAAGCAGAGUGAGCUGGCCCGUUUGGAAGCAGAACUCCAGGCCCAAAUCCAGGGUCUGCUGCAGGAGAAAGAGGCGACGGAACAGGCCCGGAGCCAUGAGCUGGGCCUGCAGCGGGAGGAGUUGGAGCAGGAGAGGAAAAAAGUACACACUCUCGAGCUGGAGGUGUCAGCCUGGCAGGACAAGCUCACGGGUGAGCAGAAGGAGAGCGCCAGGCUGAAGGAGGAGAUGAAUCUAGCGAAGGAGACAGAAGGGAGGUUGCAAAAAGAACUGGAGGCCCUACAAGAGGAGCAGGCACGACAGAGGGACUCGGCUGCCAGGCUGCAGGAUGAGGAGGUUGCCACCCAGAAGCAGACCAUCCAGGCCCUGCAGGAGCAGUUAGCUUCAGGGAAUCGUCUGGUGGUGGAGCUCGAGCAACGGGCUCGGGCGGAGCAAGAGAACAUGUCCCAGAAGGAGGCUGAGCUGGCCCACCUCCGUGGAGAAGUGGCCAAGGCCCAGUGCCAGCUGAGCGAGGCCGAGUCCCAGCGACGAGCCGAGGUCGAGCGGCUGGAGAGGCAGCUGGGCGAGCUGAGGGCCGACGCGGGACAGCUGAAGGCCGCGCAGGAGCGAUGCCAGCAGCAGCAGCAGGAAAUCCAGCAGCUCCAGCAGACGAGCAGCCAGCUGGCCGCAACGAGAGGGAAGCUGGAGACUGAGUUGGCCGAGGCCCGCGAGACUCACGCCAAGCAGCUGAGCCUGCUCACCGCCCAGCACGUGGACGAUCAGGCUGCCAGUCGGCAGAGAGAAGAUGAAAGCCGGAGGAGAAUAGAAGAGGUGACCAGCAAGUACGAGAAGGCAAAGGCCAAGGUUCUAGAAGACAAGCGCAAGUUUCAGGAAGAACGAGAACAGCUAAUUGCGCAGGUCUCAGAUCUGAAUGAGAAGCUGAGUCAGCAUGACAUGGCAUCUAAAACCAAACUACAGAAACUUGUGGCUCGGGAUAACGAGACGCAGGAGAAGUUGGAGCAGCAGGUGAUGGAGCUGAAGACCCAGCUGAAGGAGAAGGAGGAGAUAGUGCAGCACGUUAAGGCCCAGCUGGAGAAGGCAAAGACUCACUACGACAGUAAGAAGAUGCUGAACCUUGAGCUGGCCGAGAAGCUGGAAGCCCGAGAGAAGAGCAUCUCCACCCUGGAGCAGCAGCUGACUGUGGCGAAAGAGGAGGGUGCUGAGCUGCGGGCCGAGUCUGAGAGGCUGCGCCAGGAGGCACAGCAAGCAGUGAGGGAAGCAAAGGAGGCGAACCUAAAGAACAAGGCUCUCUCUGCACAGGUGGAGUUUGCUGACCAACAGCUGAGGGAGCUCAACAAGUCACACUUACCUGUUGGCACAAGAAGAUCCCGUAGCAACGUAGGCAGAGCCGCCACACAGGCUGGAGACAGUGAAGCAGACUUCAGCCAAGACAGCAUCGAGCUGAGUGACCUGGAGGAGCAGGCUGCAGCAUGGAACAAUACAAGAGCCAGGAGGGGCAGGACAGGUUACAAGACCUCUGAUGUCACUCCCGAAGGAAAUCAAUCACUUGCGACACAGAAACUGCGUGGGAAGCUGGACUCACUGGAGUCGCUGUAUUUCACUCCACUGCCGGACCGCGGCCAGUCCAAGAUGGACACCAGCCUCAGCUCACUAGGGGAUCUCAGUCUGGACUCAGCUAAGAAAACCCGAUCCGGCCGGAGACGCACCACGCAGGUCAUCAACAUCCUCAUGACAAAGAAGCAGACAGUAGAUUACGAGGAACCCAGCACGAGUGCUUCGACCCUCAGCAUCCAGCCCUCUGCUUCCCAGACCGAUGUCUCAGGGCAGCUUUCCCGCAGCCGCUGGAGGAACCGGGCCUCUUCCACCACCUCACUAGCAACUGUCAACCGGUCCGAGUCCCAAGACCCGCUGGACGCAAGCAGCAGUUCAGAGGAUGUGGGUACUGCUGCUUUGAAGAACCUCCCGGGAUUCCGGCCCACUACUCGAAGGUCCUCCAGGCUGUCCAUGUUUGGCACUGCUGCAUCAAGUUCGAAUGCAUUGUACCCGGGAAGCUGCCAGGAUGAGCCCGACCAGAUGGAUGACUGGAAUCGGAUCGCUGAGCUGCAACGUCGGAAUGGAGUCUGUCCUCCGCACCUGAAGACCUCCUACCCUGUGGAGUCCCGUACUGCCAUCACUGAAUCUGUGAUCACCGAGGACGAACUGAAGCUCGGAGACCCCAACGAGACUCUCCGCCGGGCCACCCUGCUGCCCAAGGAGAUCAGUGCUCUCCGCCUAAGGAACCUGGCCGCAGACUCCCUCGACCCCAACUGGAAGGGAGUCACCACCCGGCAACGCAAACGACUCUCCGAGGAGUCACACCAGGGAUCGGGCACCCCUGAGGCCAAGAAACAACUGAGCUGCUUUCCACGCCCCUCAAGCCCGAAGGAAAAGGACAAGCAAGACCAGUCUCAAUACGAAAGCCGAUCCAAACGCCCAGCUCAGAAUAAGGGCCGCAGUCAGGAUGACAGGCGGAAAACCAUCUCCUACACCGUGUUCAACACGCCUCGAAAGCUGAGCAGCACCCUGCUGCGUGGCAUCAGUAAGAGGGCCACCCCCAGGAAAACACCCAAGAAAACCCAAAAGAAGUCACCCAGGAAGUCCCCCAGAUCAAAUUCGAAAAAGGAUGCUGGAAAACGCAAAUACUCCAGGAACAAGAUGUAAGCCCAGCGUCAGAGAAGACCCCGGUGAUAUUUAUGCUGAGACCUACCACGCCCACAUAACAAUCGGUCAACGCGCUGGCUCACUCUACUUUUUACAAACAAUUUGCCUUAAGCGCGAGUAACUAGUUGGACCGAACACCACUGGGUGUAGGAUGUUGUAGCUCCUGCCCCUUCUGACUGUUACUCUUGCUGGUUAUUUGCAUUAGAAUCACGGCUCAAACUCACUAUCAAAUAUUUUUUUGCAUCCUCUUCUCACGAGUCUCGGCUGUUGUAUAUUUUCUAGUUGAUGCUUUUGAAGCUAAUUUCUCUGAUUGGGAAUGGCCAUUUGAUGGCUGAAGAAACUGCGUGUGUACAGGGCACCACAGAGCCCACAGCCUUCGUAGGUGGGUGUCUCGGUUGGGGAGGGGGACAGAGGUGACAUGGCCUUGGCUGGUUCCUAUCUUCCCCACCCCUUUCAGUGACGUGGAACCCUAGUGCACCCCCCCACCUCCGCCCAUCCUCCAUCCCUAGUUGACACUUGGCUGAGCCAUGGUUGGUUAGAUUGUGACUGUUUAGAAGUGGGAAGCUGCCUCACAGUGGGAGAUGUCUCUGUCCAUUACCCCUCACCUCUUCAUGUUUCAUAUUUGCUCUGACCUCAUGCUAAAUUAGCCAGUGUCUGUAGCAAAGAGAUGCUUUGUUGGCUUGCUCACGUUAAGCCCCUGCCCUGACCACAUUAGUGCUGUUCUGCCCCUUCAGAAGAACAGGGUUCUCCCAUGAUUCAAUAUCCUAUAGCACAAAUUUGCCUUUUGGUGUGUGUGGCUGUGAUGAUCCCCCAGCGUCUGGCCAUGGCCCACAACCCCACAUCUCCCGUCACUUGCAGAUUCAUGUUCUGAGCAGUUGCAGCAGCUCCAUUUCUGUGUGUGUGUGUCUCCCCCUCCCUUUUCCCUCUGCUCUCCCCUCCCCCUCCUCCCCUUCCUUUCCCCUACCGCUCUCCUCUACCUUUCCCCUACCCCUCUUCCUUUUCCCUUCCUCUCCCUUUGUAUGACACUCUUAACUUUGUAGCAUCUACUGCACAAAUUGUGCCCCUUGUUGUCCACCCUCGUCUGCUUUCUGACCCAGUAACAGAACACCUGCUCCAGACACCCGUCCCCAUCAAGCAUGGCUCAGACCGUGUGCACACCCUGUCCUCCAGAGGCUGACACAGCCUAGCAUAGCGGCUCCCCACUUCAGCACCAGUGCUGGUACUCACUUCCCUGAGCUGGGCAGGAGAGGGAAGAGAAGAGACAACAAUGAGCGAGGAAGAUCUGUCUGCCGGACCUGUGUUGGAUUGACCUCGAAGUCCAGUUAGUUUCAUAAUCACUAAUCAUCCACUGGUUAUUCAUCCAUGACAAGAUUUUCACAGGGAUUAAAUUCAUUGGUUUUUCGAAAGGUGACCAUCGCUAUUCGGAUAUUGUGUUCUGAGGUUACCCAACACCGUCUGCCCGGGUUACAAGUACCUCCACUUCGUGCAGGCUUUGGUUCCUGUCUCACAGCCGUGAUAUGUAUAUGUAGUCUUUUUAUUAAUCUGUGAUGGUGCGUAUAUUAUGAUAAGCCUGUUUUAUGCUCUCGUCGGUAAUAUGAAGGUGAAGAUUGGAGUUUAAAGUCAAAUGGCUGGUCUUGGUCUGGCCUGUGCCAGCAAGGUUGUGACAGAGCCCGAGUGGCCAAGAAUCCAGUCAGUUUUAUUUUACGUUGCCUUUUGCAAAUCUGCAAAACGUGGUGCUCCUUUCUGAAAUGAAAUGAAAUGUACAUGUUCCUGUCCUGCCUGUGAAGAAGUUGUGUGUGUGUGAGUGAGAGAGAAAGUGUGUGUGAAAGAGGGACGUGUGUGUGUGUGUGUGUGUGUGUGUGAGAGGGAGAAUGGUGUGUGAGAGACGGGAAGUGUGUGUGUGUGAGAGGGAAAAUGGCAUAUGAGGGAGUGACUGGGUGUGUUUGUGAGAGAGAGGGAGUGACAGUGUGUGUGUGUUUGUGAAAGAGAGUGACUGUGUGUUUCUCCACAUUGGAGUACGGAUGAUUUUGUCAUGUGUGAUGUGUGUUUACAUGAUGCUCAGCAGCUGGACGGGAGGGAGAGGGGGUAUUCUGCAGUUGCUUGUUCAGAGUCUGACCCAGAUCUGCAGUAAACUGCUUCUCCGCUGGGUUCAGUCACGGUAACUUUGCCAAGGCAGUAAAAAAAAGCUCAAAUUAACUCUGUCCAAAUCUUGCAAAUGACCACCAGUAAACAUUAAGAGUUUUCCGUAUGGUUGGGAAGGGAAAGCAAGGUAGGGGCGGGGUGAAUGGAGGGAAGCCAUGCCCAGCCAUUUGACAUCUUUCCUCUCAGCUCUGGUGUUCACGUUGUUCACUGGUGCCCUCUCAAACCCCGAACACAGCCAGAAGCACCAGCACAUGACCCCACCAAGUUCUGCUGACUGGGCAACCCCCCCCAUCAGCAGCAGGUGGGAAGCGACACUGGGGAUUUGGCUUCAGGGACUCCAGUGAGUCUGAUAGCUGGCUCCAGAACUGUCAGGAAUAAUGUACUGUUUUCUGACUGAAGCAGGCUUUUAAAAACUAUUAGUUUCUUUUUAUACGAAAUGUCUGGACUGUUUCUCUGUCUCUAAUGCAGCCCUUCUGAGUACACAGUAAUCUUUAAUAUUUUCUCAACUUAAUAAAAUAUGGAUCAGUUUCCUUUA
Messenger RNA from Hypanus sabinus (Atlantic stingray), 8959 nucleotides. RefSeq names its product nuclear mitotic apparatus protein 1 (gene numa1). Gene Ontology annotation, biological process: establishment of mitotic spindle orientation. The record is from RefSeq and is a predicted model, not a curated record. NCBI's taxonomy places the organism in Eukaryota, Metazoa, Chordata, Chondrichthyes, Myliobatiformes, Dasyatidae. Gene Ontology annotation, molecular function: microtubule binding. Bases 277 to 6282 code for a protein of 2001 amino acids. The transcript is spliced from 27 exons. Gene Ontology annotation, cellular component: spindle microtubule; centrosome; spindle pole.